This is a messenger RNA of Misgurnus anguillicaudatus (oriental weatherfish), 3453 nucleotides long. RefSeq names its product lysine-rich nucleolar protein 1 (gene knop1). NCBI's taxonomy places the organism in Eukaryota, Metazoa, Chordata, Actinopteri, Cypriniformes, Cobitidae. The record is from RefSeq and is a predicted model, not a curated record.
AACUGGACACUUUUUACGUUGGCAGAACGUUUUUGGGAACGUUGGGAACUUUCAGGGAACGUUCUUAGAACUUUUUUCUGUUAGCUGGGAUUGUGAAACUAUGAACCUGGUACAAUUUUGUAAAGGAUACCAAUCUUGUUUGUUUACAUUUUGAUUAUACCACAGAGCUGUUGGAUUUUAAUCAUUCUGUGGAAUGCAUCAUUCUGAUUGGUUGACAAACGUUCUAAGGGUGUGCAUUAUUUUUUAGUAAACACACAUCUAUGAAAUAGUUUCAGGUCUGUCGACUGCAUUACAGUUCAAUAUCACUACGCCAGUUCCAUAUCACCCCAAUUAUGUUGUUGCCGCAUUUAUUUAUUUUGAAUAGUUAAAUGUUCCGUCGCCAAUAUUCCAUACUUACUCCUUCAGUCAAAUGCAGAGAUGAAGACCUGUUUUAAUGUACAUAAACAAACAAAUCUAGCCUUAGCAAAUCUUCUUUCUGCAUUCCACUUUAAAAACAUAAUCACAAUCUCUUUGUUUAAAUUGUAUUUAUUUGUAUGAAAUUGAUAUUUGGUCUCUUUUGAACUAAAUAGUUUGUUAUGAUAUCACAUCCCUGCUAAAAAAUAUAUAAUAGUUACUAUUACAUUAUCCAUUUUGAACCAUCAAAUGUUCACCAUUAAAACCAGUACAGGUCCCAUUAUAACCAUAAAUAUUUUUUUAUCAGUAAUGUACAUUUUCCAGACGUUGUUGCACGCUUAUUGCUCGUCAAUCUUCAUGCAGUUGAUGCUGUAACUGUUGUAUUUCAGUACAGUGAGCACAUUUAUAAACUCAGUGCUGUGUUUGAUCUUGUAAGGCGAUACUGUUAUUUCAUGUUGUUUUUCUGGCACACAAAAAUGCUGGCUUGAUGGUGCUGCAGUUAUAUAAAUGAGUGUAAUUUUGUUCGACUUCAUGCAGAGCUGCGCAGCCCGAUUGGCAUAUGACGUCAAAUUACCCCGAGACUCCAUACAUUUGACGUCAUACACCGAUCGGUCUGCGCAGCGAUGGAUGAAGUCGAGUUUUGUUCAUUAUUUUAAGCACUUUCAACAGAUUGGAUGGAAGACUUUAAAUGUACUCUUUGUAUUGUAGAGGUCGAUUACGUGAUUUGCACAGAUUUGCUCGUAUUUCUUCCUAUACUUGAUGUCUAUAUUUGAAAUAAAUCCUAAUAAAAUACUUGCAGUGUUUUCAAAGCGUCUCCUGUCACUUUUUGAAUUGCGCGUGCGCACUCUAGCGGUCUCUGUCGGUGGCGUCACCGUAGCCAAGCGCGCGGAAGCGUUGCUGAGGAAGUAGAAUCAUGGUUCCUUCCGGAUUGAAGUCGCAGGGAAGGAGGACAGGCACACGUGCGAACCUUUACCUAAAGUUCCUGCUGAUCCUGGAUCAUAAAAGAGAGUAAAAUAAAGAUGCAAAAACCAAGAGAUGACUUUUCAGACCUUUCCUGACAAAAACUGACACGUGUAAUCAAACAAGAGGAGCUUUAAAUCUGGAGAUGGCGGUCGAUGGAACGUUUAAAGAGAAGAAGAAGAAGAAAAAAAUUAAGGAAGGUAAACUGGGUGGAACCAAAAAUAUUGCACAAUAUCACCCCACUUCUGUCCAGGCAAAUGCUAAAACUGAACAAUCAGAUGUAAAGAUCUGUGAUGGAGGGCAACAUGAGCAUGAUGCUACUAAAAAGAAAAAGAAGAAAAUCAAAGAGGAGAAAGUAAAAAAAAACAACCUUGUGUCUUGUGAAGCGUCUGUCAAGACUGCUGUUAAAACAGAACCCAUGGGAAUAAACAGUGGUAAAAGAGGCCAAGAAGAAAAUGAUGUUCCUCAGAAGAAGAAAAAGAAGAAGAACAAAAAAGAGAUGGAACAUGUUCAAGAAGAAGUGAUGGAAGUCAAGAUGGAUGGAGAUCAUUUGGAGUCGUCGAGGGUAAAGAAAGUGAAGAAAAAAAGAGAUAAACAGAUGGAGGUGAAUGUCACCAAAACUGGAGAAAUAAAGAAAAAGAAGAAGAAGAAGGAAGUCGAGGUCAAAGAAGAAGAGGUUGAUGUAGGAAACAAUGGAGAGAUAGACAAGAAAAAGAAGAAAAAAAGGAGGAAUAUCGAAGAUGAAGUACUAAACCCAAAAGCAGAGGAUGGAGAGAUCAAGAAGAAAAGAAAAAAGACACAGGCACAUGUAAAAACUGAAGAAAGUGAAGCAUGCAUAGGUGACGAACCAACAAAGAAAAAGACGAAAAAAGAAAAAAACACCAGUUUAAAGACUAAAAGUAAUGUAGAAUGUGUGAAAGUGAUUGAAGAGAAGGUAAAAACAAAGAAGAAGAAGAAAUUGGCUCCAGUAGAAGACGACGUGGAGGAGAUAAAUGCACAGAAAAAGAAGAAAAAAAGAUUAGAAAGCAUAGAUGAGGGCCCUGCAUGCGUGAACGGGAUGAAAGAAAAGGCAAAUGUCACAUGUGAUGUCAUAGGAAAGGUGAAGACGUCAGACCAGAAGAAGAAAAAGAACAUCAAGGUGAAGGUUGAUGAUGUCACAGAGAAGAUAAAGGAGGAGCUAGUGAAAAAGAAGAGGAGUAAAAAAGACAGGAACGAGUCCACAGAAAAGGAUGAUAUUGUGUUCCUGUCGGCAAAGCCUGGAAAUCAGGAUGAAGUUUCUAUAGACCAGGCUCGUCGGCUCGCCCUGCAGAAGGAAAUUGAUCAGGAGUCACAACCUGAAGUGAAUGUCGGCCAGUGGAGCACAGCUCAGUUUGACAGCUCUGAAAGACAAGCUAAGUUUCUGCGACUGAUGGGCGGGUUUAAAAAGAGCAGCCAGCCAAUCACAGGAAGCACUGGGCGGGCAAACAUGGCCCUAGGAACUGAAGGUCAACAGACAUUACAGCAAGGCCUUCUGGGAGAAUUUGAGCGUGCGCAGAGUCGGCACAUGGACUUCGGGAGUAGAGGAACCGGGUUGGGAUUUUCACCUCCGUCCAAUAAGAAGUUCGCAAUUGAUGUGAACGCACGGAAGUCGAUACGGUUUGAUGACUGAGAUGAAUUGGCACACAAAUUUUUUGUUUACUCAGGUUGACAGCUGUGGCCAUGAAGAGCCUUUAAAAUUUCACAAAAAACAUCAUACAGGUUUGGAACGAAAGGAGCAAGACUAAACCAUGACAAUAUUUUUUGUGAACUACUUGUGUAAACUAUUAAUCUCAAUCAUUUAUGACCUGUUAUAACAAUUACCUGUAAAUAAAAUGCAAACUACCGAAGAGUCUUUGAUAUAUAACCACCAGUCUUCACUAAAUUAAUUUACUCGGAUGAAAUUUUUAAGAUGUAAUUAACUCAUAAGAAUUAGAUAUAUCACCAAAGGCUCUUUAAAUGUCUUAUUCAGUGAUAUUGAGGGAAAUUUUUGAGGUUUGCAGUGUUUAUUUUUUUAUAUAUAGAGAUAAGUCCAGUGCUUUAUUGUUUUACAAAAUGCUACAUUAAAGCCAAGCGUGAACUUUU